Messenger RNA from Megalops cyprinoides (Indo-Pacific tarpon), 1569 nucleotides. It is a transcript of the gene pdcd2, whose product is annotated as programmed cell death 2. Lineage: Eukaryota; Metazoa; Chordata; Actinopteri; Elopiformes; Megalopidae. The record is from RefSeq and is a predicted model, not a curated record. Gene Ontology annotation, cellular component: nucleus; cytoplasm. The transcript has 6 exons. The coding region runs from base 222 to 1313 and encodes 363 amino acids.
GGCUUGUUUUCUUUCUAUUCUACGCAAAGCAAGUGACAGGAGAAGCAUUUGGACGAACAAACCUCUUGAUCUUCCCAACUUGAUUGAGCUGAACCGCAAACCAAGGAGGUCAGGCUGCGCAGAUCCGUGAGGGCCGAUCUAUUUGUGCAUGGCUUAUCCUCUCGCCGCCUGUAAAUAGAUACCUUUUAUGUUACAAUUAUAUUUUAUUUCUAGUAGACGUGAUGGCAGGGAGUGAGAGUAGUACAGGUAAGGCCGAAACUGGGAUUGUUCUUGGAUUCUUGGAAGAAGCGGAGUCGUGGCAACUUCAGAGCGCUCAGUUCCCUAGUAAAGUUGGAGGAAAGCCGGCAUGGCUCAGUCAGCUGGACUUACCAAGCCCUAAACAAAUAGAAUGUGAGACAUGCCACCAGCCUUUAGCCUUUCUCUUGCAGGUUUACGCCCCGAUCGUGGGGCAAGACAGAAGUUUUCACAGAACACUGUUUGUAUUUUGCUGCAAAACGCCCACGUGCUAUUCCCACAACGACAGCCGUUGUUUUAAAGUGUUUAGGAGCCAGCUGCCAAGAAGAAAUGACUUCUACCCAUACGACCCUCCACCCGACGAAAGCACAGGGGAGAAUGAAAACGAUUCGGAUGUGUUACAGUCCGGAGUGAAACUUUGCCGGGUGUGCGGCUGCCUUGGUCCAAAGUCAUGCUCGAGGUGCCACAUCGCUAAUUACUGCAGUAAAGAACACCAGGUCAUAGACUGGAAAGCCGGACACAAAAGUGAAUGCAGCAGUAAUGGGGCGUCCAACCCAGCUGGCAGUGUGGGUCAAGGAUUCCUGUUUCCCGAGUAUGAACUCGUCACCGAACCGGAGGAGCUUCCAGAGAAAGAGCAGCCACGUGGAGCAGACGAAGCACAGACGAACCUGGAUUGCUCUUCCAGUGCAGCGGAUGUUCUGCAAGAGGAAGAACUGGAAGAAAUGGCUAUGCAUGAGACUGAGGAGAAUAAAGUGUUUCAGAAGUUUAAAGAGAGGACUGCACCAGAGCCUCAUCAGGUUUUGCGAUAUUGCAGACGUGGCCCUCCGCUUUGGGUUUCAGCCAAAGGCAUUCCAAACGCUGAAGUGAUCCCGUGCUGCCCAUGUGGGGCAAAACGCAUCUUUGAGUUUCAGGUCAUGCCUCAGCUGCUAAAUCACCUGAAAGUGGACAGCCCUCAGGCCAGCAUCGACUGGGGUACCCUGGCUGUGUACACAUGUGAGGACAGCUGUGAUCAAGGCCACAGAUACUCCCCAGAGUUCAUCUGGAAACAAGACUUCACAGGAGAGCAGCCCUCACUGUAACGUCUGGAACUGAUGUCAUUGUGACAACUCCAUUGGCAGCCAAUCAGACGCUUGACUGUAUACCUGUUUCUCUAAGGGAUAAAUUCUCUUUCCCAUUUUAUACAAAUGCAAUGCCAUGCAAUACAGGAAAAUUGGAACAAUAUAUUUGUCUGUCCAUAAUGUGCUUGUAGUAUCAAAAUAUACAGCCCUGUAUCUUCCAAAGACAUAACCAAGAACCAGGACAUGCCCUCUCACAGCGGUAAUUGUGGAAUGUAAA